Peromyscus eremicus (cactus mouse) is the source of this 764-nucleotide messenger RNA. It is a transcript of the gene Pnma8c, whose product is annotated as PNMA family member 8C. The coding region runs from base 1 to 738 and encodes 245 amino acids. The record is from RefSeq and is a predicted model, not a curated record. The transcript has 3 exons. Lineage: Eukaryota; Metazoa; Chordata; Mammalia; Rodentia; Cricetidae.
AUGCCGGGUGGCAGCAGCAGCAGGGAGACCAGUGGUCUCGGGUUCACAGAGAUUGUCAAGGCCACCGGCAGUGCAGCAGAGUCUACGUCAUCGAACGCUCCUUGGAGUGGCCUUGCCCAGGACGUGGGAGCCACGGCCACCCAGCUCCAACUCCGUGGCCAACCCUCGCCCGUGAGGCUUCGUUUUCACUUCAUCAGAAAGAGCUCUCGGCACCCGGGAUCCUUCCGUGGGUUCUCGAGGCGGCUCUACCACGCAGCAGUGCGCACACAGCUGCCUCAAGGAGCUGGGCAAGAUGGUAUUUUAGUCCAGGACAUUGUAUUCUUAGAACAUGAAUGCAAGGCCUUGGAGGUGGACAGUUACAAGUCCCUGAUGAUCCUGGGGAUCCCAGAGGACUGUAGCCACCGGGAAUUUGAAGACAUCGUACGGGGCCUCCUGAAACCACUAGGCAAGUUCGAAGUGGCUGGGAAGGCCUUUCUGGAGGAAGAUAGAUCCAAGGCAGCUAUCAUUAGGUUGGCAGAGGACCUCAAUUACGACGUGGUUCCCAGGGAGAUCAAGGGUAAGGGAGGUGUGUGGAGAGUGGUCUACAUGCCCAAAUGUCAGGACAUCGAAUUCCUCACCAAGCUCAAUUUGUUCCUGCGGGGAGAGGGCAGGACGGUGGAGGACGUGGCCUGCGUCCUCAGGCGGGAGCUGUGUCCCACCACAAUAGGUCCUGGAGAGCUGCCUUCCAGGAAGUGCUGACUGUCUCCGCAGGGGGAGAAUGCAGA